Molecule: messenger RNA, 5457 nt
Organism: Lemur catta (Ring-tailed lemur)
Lineage: Eukaryota; Metazoa; Chordata; Mammalia; Primates; Lemuridae
Gene: HGSNAT
Product: heparan-alpha-glucosaminide N-acetyltransferase
Exons: 18
Coding region: 1480-3237 (585 amino acids)
Biological process (GO): lysosomal transport
Cellular component (GO): lysosomal membrane
Source: RefSeq, a predicted model, not a curated record
AGGUUGCUGUGAGCUAGGCUGAUGCCACGGCACUCUAGCCCGGCCUAAUUACAAGUUUUUAUACUUUUAUAUAAUCAUACUAGUCUUAGCUUUCCCAACAGUCCUAUGAAGCAUACACUCUUAUGAUCCCUAAUUUAUUGAUGAGGAAACUGAGGCAGGAUGGGAUUUAGCUUCAAGUUAGUUUAACCUGCAGUCCACACAUUUAACCCACCCUGUUAUACUCUGGAUCCCAAACACUGCUUCCACAAAAGCUUCCCAGGAGACCAAAGAACAGAACAAAUGAUCAGUAAAGCUUUAUUUAGUCUCGAGAAGAGAAAGCUUUAGUGGGUUAUUCAGAGUUAUAUAUUAAUACUGUGUGUUUUGUCUUCACUGAUAAGGGUAAAUUAAGAUAAACUUUAAAAUGAGGGAUUUGGACUGGCAAAGUGAAGAAUUCCUGAUUUAACCAUUCACGUGAGUUACCAGGGAGCCCAGAGGAAGCUUUCAUAUUACAAAAUAAAAAAGACCAAAUCGUUAGCUUCUUACUUGUGUUAUUAAAUACUUUCCUUUUUUUUCAUCUAGACGGUAAAUUAAUUUCUCUUUUAUAUGAUAUCAGUAUAAAGGGCCCAGUUGGUUUAAAUGAACCACUUUGCUUUAACUUUAUACACAAUAGCAGUUGACUUUGUUUCCUACCAAAUUGGCAGACAUAAUUUUAGAAUAUGCGUCAUGUUUAUGUCACCCUAAGAACAUCAUCUAGUAAACUGGUGAGCUGAGUGCCGAAUGAAUAUGGGAGCAGUAGGUCUCUCUGCCCCUUCACACUGAGGCUGACCUUGUAACUUUCUCCUGUCCCUCUCAACUCUGCCAUGGACUCUAGAAAGAGAUUGGAACUGCAGACCACAGGGGUGGUCUCACACUGUAAAAUACAUGCCCAUUCCAGGGACCUGCUGAGCACAGGCUCUGAUGCAGUAGGGCAGGGGUGCUGCGUUUGUGACAAGCUGCACAGGCCACGCUCACAGCUGAAUGGCAUAGCAGAGGAAAGCCCACUUUGGCAUCACACAAAUUGGCAUCCAAUCAGAGAUUUCAUUGAAAAACUCUGUGGUCAUGGGCAAUUAUGUAGUUCUUGUGAGGCUUCAUUUAGUCUGUAAAAGGAAGAAAAUAUCUAGCUCACGAGGAAGCUACUACUGUUAUACGGAAUCUACUGAAUUCAGCACACGCCACAUCUGAAUACAGGUUCCUUGCGCAGCCCUUUUGCACACUGGGUGCGGAUGCUGUUGACUGAAUGCUUGUUUGUAGUAGAGGCGUCUGUGCAAAAGGGGACCUGUGUGUGUGUAUUAGUGCACACAUGGACAUCUGUGUGUACACAAAGUGAUGUAUGCAAGACCCUGGAAACCCUGGAGUUCAGGCAUUUGAAAAGCACUUCUGUGAGGCCACGGUCGUCACAGUUACUCUUUGUCCUUAACACAUCUUUCAGAUUUAGACAAAAAAAGACCUGCAGAGCUGAAGAUGGAUCAGGCUUUGCUACUCAUCCAUAAUGAACUACUUGGGACAAACUUGACGAUCUACUGGAAAUCUGAAUGGUGCUAUCAGUGCUUGUUUCAGGUGCUGGUCAGUGUCUCUCAGAGUAAAAAACCCGGCGAGCCCAGCAUUGCAGCCGUCUCUGUCAGCACCCAGCACGGCUCCGUCCUGCAGCUGAACGAUACCCUGGAAGAGAAAGAAAUUUGUAGGCUGGAAUACAAAUUUGGAGAAUUUGGAAACUAUUCUCUUUUGGUAAAGCACAUCCAUAAUGGAGUCAAUGAGAUUGCCUGCGACUUAGUUGUCAAUGAGAAUCCAGUUGAUAGUAAUCUUCCUGUGAGUGUUGCAUUCCUCAUUGGUUUAGCACUCAUCAUUGCGGUAUCCCUUCUGAGGCUCUUGUUUAGUUUGGAUGACUUUAAUAAUUGGAUUUCUAAGGCAAUAAAUUCUCAAGAAACUGAUCGCCUCAUCAAUUCUGAGCUGGGAUCUCCCAGCAGGACAGACCCUCUUGGCGGCGACAUCCAGCCAGCCGCGUGGCGCCCGUGCAGCCCUGCACCCCGCCUCCGCUGUGUGGACACGUUCAGGGGGAUAUCUCUCAUACUCAUGGUCUUCGUCAAUUACGGAGGAGGAAAAUACUGGUACUUCAAGCAUGCAAGCUGGAAUGGACUGACGGUGGCUGACCUUGUUUUCCCAUGGUUUGUAUUUAUUAUGGGAUCUUCAAUUUUUCUAUCAAUGACAUCUAUACUGCAACGGGGAUGUUCAAAAUUCAGAUUGCUGGGGAAAAUUGCAUGGAGGAGUUUCCUGUUAAUCUGUAUAGGAAUUAUCAUCGUGAACCCCAAUUAUUGCCUUGGUCCAUUGUCCUGGGAUAAGGUGCGAAUUCCCGGUGUUCUGCAGCGAUUGGGAGUGACUUACUUUGUAGUUGCUGUGUUGGAGCUUCUCUUUGCUAAACCUGUGCCUGAAAAUUGUGCCUUGGAGAGGAGCUGCUUUUCUCUUGGAGAUGUCACGUCCUCCUGGCCCCAGUGGCUCCUCGUUCUGACGCUGGAAAGCAUCUGGCUGGGCUUGACAUUCUUCCUGCCGGUUCCUGGGUGCCCGAUUGGUUAUCUUGGCCCCGGUGGCAUUGGAGAUUUGGGGAAGUAUCCGAACUGCACUGGAGGAGCUGCGGGCUACAUCGACCGCCUGCUGCUGGGGGAAGAUCACCUCUAUCAGCACCCGUCUUCCGCCGUACUUUAUCACACCGAGGUGGCCUAUGAUCCAGAAGGAAUCCUAGGGACCGUCAACUCCAUCGUGAUGGGCUUUUUUGGAGUGCAGGCAGGAAAAAUACUCUUGUAUUACAAGGAUCAGACCAAAGCUAUCCUGAUCAGAUUCACUGCCUGGGGUUGUAUUCUAGGCCUUAUUUCUGUUGCUUUGACAAAAGUUUCUGAAAACGAAGGCUUUAUUCCAGUAAACAAAAACCUCUGGUCCAUUUCCUACGUCACCACGCUCAGCUGUUUUGCCUUCUUCAUCCUGCUGGUCCUGUACCCGGUCGUGGAUGUGAGGGGCCUGUGGACAGGAGCCCCGUUCUUUUAUCCAGGAAUGAAUUCUAUUCUGGUGUAUGUAGGCCACGAGGUGUUUGAGAACUACUUCCCCUUUCAGUGGAAGCUGCAGGAUAACCAGUCGCACAAGGAACAUCUAACUCAGAACAUAGUCGCCACUGCUGUCUGGGUGCUCGUUGCCUACGUACUCUAUAGAAAGAAGAUUUUUUGGAAAAUCUGAUAGGUCCUGCUAAGAUGUGUUGCUGGAAGACUCUAGUGGCUGGGGGGAAAGUAUUAAAGCAGCCUUUAUUAUUAAAGGAAAUCAUUAAUUAUAAAACCAAUAGGAUGUGUAUUUCCAGGUUUGGGGGGAAGAUGCUGAUGUGGUCAAACUAGUGUUCUGUGACUAGGCUCGUGAGAACUCUGCCUAUUUAGUUGUGACUUACAUAUUUGAAAAGAAAUUGUUUUUUUUCCUCCAUUUUCUCUGGAAAUGGAUGUAUUUGGCACUUCAUUCUAAGGAGAUCACCUUUAACUUUCAAAAAGGGAAGUACCAUAGGCAUUUUUCUUCUGUGACGGAAAAAACAGUCCAAGGACUGAUUCUUACUGAUCUGUUUCCCUGCACGCUACCUUUUCGUGUGUACACGCGUACUGACCAAAGUACCAUCGCUUCGGUUGUGGCUGUCAGGCUUCUCGAAUGUGACGUGUCAUAAUGUAGUCUGAUACUUUUUAAGUGCAACUUAAUGUUUCAAAAAAGCCAAAGUAAUUUUCUUUUCAGAUCUAUAAGGCUUUGAGGGGUCCAAAAAAUGUCUAUCACAAGCCAUUUUCUCCUUUUCCCCACUUGGAAAAGAAAGCUAAAAUAUAGAUGUGUUUUUCCCAAGCCCUCUCACUUGCCUGCCUGCUGGCCUGCCUGCCUUCCUACCCAGCUCUCUGUGCGUCUGUGUGUGUUGAUGGUAGCUGGGAGCCCAGCGACGUGGCUGUGGGGGGAGGAAGGCUCACCGCCCUCGCUGCUGGGCCCAGCCUUGCCCUCAUGCCGUGUGAGCCGCUGGGCAAGUCCUUGGCCUGUUUGGGCCUUGGUUUCCUCAUCUGUGAAAUGAGAUGGAUGGAGAUGACCUCUCAGUUCCUUUCCCAACUCUUAGAUGUGAUGAGGUAAAGUACAGUGAUAGCUUUUCUGAAAGCUUCAGAAAAUAAUUUUAUUACAGAAAAUGCUUCAAAAUAAAUACUAAUGAAAACUUUUAAAAGCUCUCAUUGGAGUGAAGCUCUUCAAAAUGACCCUCCACAGUGAGGCACCUUUCCUGCUUAUAACCACAAAACUGAAGAAAUAGUUUCUAGGAGCGAAGGGAGAUCACAGAAACAGCACUUUUCAAAUGAUGCAUCAUCAUACUUACAAAUUUCUGUGAGAAUUUCAUAUUUAAGGAAAAUGUGGCCAUAGAAUUGUGCUUUAGAGCGCACUUCCGUGGUGAGAUGGGGCCAUCUCCACCUGCUCCAUUGUCUCAGCUGUCACCACUGCAUGGAUAGCUUUCUUGUUUGUUUCCAGCUCUGGCCUCUGCCCCCAACUCUCACCCAACUGUAACUGCCUGCUGGACCCCCCACCUGGACAUCAGCCAGCAUCUCAGGCUCACCUCUUCCCUCCUCCCUGUCCUCAAAUCUUUUAAACCUCUUUGGAUGUUCCUAGCUCUGUGAAUGGAUCCUUCUGUCUGGAGGUAUAAAACUGCCACCAUCUUCUCGCUCACCUCACCUUUCCUGCACUAGUCAUUGCCAAAUCCUCUCUAUUCUGUCCCCAUCUUCCACCUGCAACUGCUUCGCUCUCAUUGUCACUGCCUCAUUACCUUGUAAUCAUUUUUAAACUGGCCCCCUUCCCUCAGUCCCUGCUCCUGUGGAGCCACGUGUGCAUGGCUGCCAGAUGAGGCUUUCCCAAGCAGAGCUUGGAUCAGAUCAUCUCUCUUUAAAAAACUCCCAUUGAAAUGGAAACAUCUUUGUGUGACACCAUAACCUUCCCACCGCGAUCCCAGUGCGUCUUUGCAGGCUGCUUUCCCACCCCUCUCGCCUGCCCUGCUGCAGCCCCGCUAGAUUCCCACCGUGCCCGUCACAGCCAGUGAGAUCCUGCCUCUGCUUUCAGUUGGAGUCUUUCUGGGUUACCAUUUCCUCUUAAUUUUUUCCUGUCUACAUUUGGCUGGUCAUUUUCAAACCCCAUACUUCCAAGGUAACCUUCUCUAACCUCUUAUUCUCAUCCUCAAAUAGUAUUUAUUUCCUCGGGGUUCUCAUAAUAUUGGUAUCAAUCUCAUGGCAUGUAGUGCUUUCUGCCUUCUGUGAUAGUUAUUUGUGUACAUGUGAUUUCUAAUUUCCCAUGCUGGACUGUGAGUCUCCUAAGGGCAAGAAUUAUGCCUUGUUCAUCUGUGUAUUCUUCAUGGCACCACACACAGUGCCUUGUACGUAGCAGGCACUAAAUAAACAUUUUUAAAGCAAA